Messenger RNA from Paramuricea clavata, 4585 nucleotides. The record is from the annotation of a GenBank genome assembly. Lineage: Eukaryota; Metazoa; Cnidaria; Anthozoa; Malacalcyonacea; Plexauridae.
AUGUUAUCCCUUAUGAAAAUUUCACAAUCAUAUGACUACACAUAUGAAAGUGGUUUUUCACACGUGAAGUGUUCCAAUUCCGCAUAUCGUUAUGUAAUUAACGUACAAUAUACUUUAAAUAUUCAGGUCAAGAAAUAGCUGGUGCCGCAUUUGGAGGCACUGUUAGUGCUAGAAGACGGAAGCGUCACGCACUUGCACGGAAGAGCAUGAAGAAGGAGAUCAUUGAAUUAUUUCCAGGUCGACUUUUUGGUAAAAAAGAAGUAACUACACUACCAAGGAGAACAACUUCAAAAAGUUCUAUUAGUGCCAGAGUCAAGAUUCCUGUACUAAACACAUUCACAUUGUGUUUCUGGAUCAGAACUAAAGAUGAUUUUGCUCAAAUAUUUGCGAUAAUAUACAACAAUAGUCGGAAUCGAGCUAGAAUCGAUGUUUCUAUUCGAAGGGGAAGAUUAGUUUUGGGUUUGGAUGGUAAACAGAGGUAAUCCAUCAAUUUCUUCCAAAUCCUUCAAAACUUAGAAUUUACCUAUACAUAGUAUGAACAAUUCCUACUGCGAUCACAGCCUUAAUUCAAGGUUGCUAGUUUAUCAAACUGGUCUGAAUUAAAAGAGAUUGGAUGGCUAAUGUAUUAUUCUCCGGUCGGAUAUGAAGCUAGAUAAAAUAUGUCCUGAUUUCACAUUUUUACAUAUUAAGGUGGCUCCCUACAGUUUUGAUUGUCAGCACACAAUUGUAUUCAAAAAACCAUUAUUUUAUCAUCUUGCAAAGUAUGAUCACGAAACUGGGCCACAUAACUGCUACAAUAUCGCAAAUUACGAAAAAUAAAAAAUGUCGUUAAAAAACCCCGUUGCCAUGGUAACAAAGCGAUUUUAAAAAGGGCCAAUUUGCAGAUUCUUUGAUAAUUUUUUGCACACAGUAAUCUUGUCUAUAAUUCCUUCAAAUGGUAGCAUUUAAAAAAAAUCGUACGAGAAUUUUUUUUUAAUCCUCAAAAAGCCCUGUUUUCGGAAUAAAAAAAAUUCGGCUUGUACGAUUUUCUUAAAACUUGCACAUUUUACGCACUUCAAUAUUGCAGGAAAGUGUGUGAACUUUUACCGAAGGCAACACGAGAAAAAUGCAUUUAUUUUUAUCUAUGUGACGUCACAAAAAUCAGGGUUUCAAUUUCCUUGCGCAACCAGCAAACAAUCCCACGAAGGCCAGCGCGUGUAUAUCACGUCGCAAUUUUAAAAAACCCUCCACGCGUGUAACGUCGACCACGCGUGUUGCGUGUGGCACUACUAAUCUCGCGCGUGGACAAAAUUUCCGCGACACAGACAUAAAACUGUAGGGAGCCACCUUAAAGCAUUCCAUUUAAUUUCUUUUUUUAUUCCAUUCCAUAAUAAUAAUUUCUAAGCGAUUUUGAAACAUUAGAAUGGUUACCGUUCAAUGGCUUCCUGGUUAAUGGAUGUUGCAAGCACUCAUUUGAAAGCACUCAAUAUAUCCAAUCUUAUUUUCAGAUCAAAUGAAAAGUAUAAUAAUGCCCCUCUUAAGCGAACUUAUAUCAGACUAGACAUUCGCACAACAGCGGAGCGAAAUAAUGGCAGCAGAAUUUACGUGUGUUCACACUACGCCGUUACAGUUUGUUUGCAAAUUAAAUUUUCACUCAUGUAAACCAAAAAUAUUUCAAAUAGCGAAGAGAAAUUUAAACCAAAAACAUGUACUGUUUUGACUUUUGAGACCUCCGUUUUCCUGAAACCAGCGAAGUGUGAACGUUGUCUGAAUCACAUACCAUGCGAGCGUAGCGCAGUAAACUCAAAUGAAAUAUUUUAUAUUCUCUAGGACUGUGCAAAAUUGUGUGCUAAAUGACGGCAACUGGCAUCACGUUUGUGUUUCACUUCAAAAUACCUCGCGACUGUUCAUUUAUCGGGAUGGCAAAAACGUACAUAAACUAAUCUUCCGAUUUUCUAGAGCAAGUCGUGCCAAACACACAGAAGCGAAAUUCGCAUGGGUUUACCUUGGAAAACGCCCAGGUAGGAAAAUUAACAGUUCUUUGUUGGUAGGCCAUGCAGUAAAAAUUGAUCUCCCAAUCCAGUAGUAAAAUGAUUGAUCACUCAUCGUUAAAAUUUCAGCCAAAUCGACGUGUCCAGCCAGUGAGCUCCAUAUAUUUCAGGAGCAAGAAGAUGGCCGCCAUUUCGUAAACAGCUUUUAUACCAUUUCCCCCAGCUAAUUACAGUUUUUCUAACGGACCGUAUCGUUAAUCAAGUUAUCAAGUUCAUAAAACCAUAGUGUUAUUCUUUAAAUCGAUAUCAAGAUACGAACUUGCGGCACACUCCUUGCCUAGAUGGCGGAAAUUGAAGGAGCUAUUGGGCGUCAGUUCCAGUUCUUUCUUAUUGUUUUUCUACGCGGUCAAUUAACACGAAGCUGUAUUCAUUUUUUGGACUCCAGUUCUUGCUCCAGAUAUAUAUGGAGCUCACUGAAACCAGCCUAACACAAGUUAAACUAAUUAAAGAAUUAAAGUUUUCUCAAUUCUAAUAGCUGCGGUGUGAGAAACAGUUGUGUGCUGGCUCCUGGUCGUUAGGGGGGGGGGGGGUGACAUGUAACCUGAGAUCAGGCUCUAUUUUACAAAUAAUAGCCUGACACAAUCCUUAAUCCGAUCGCUUUCCACCCAUAGCAAAGUUUAUAUUUAGUAUCCAAUCAAAAUCUCGCAAGAGAAAUUUAAAUUUCACACAACGACAACAACAAUCUAAUUAUAGUUGUGAUCACUAUAAAUAUAUCAACAACAAUAGUAUAAUCUAAUUCGCACCAACCAAUCAAAUGACAGAUUAAAAAAUCUUUUGUCUCAUAAACCAAUCAGAUUUACAACCGAAAUACGGUUGUAAAAACAUGGACUUUUGUUAAGGUAUGUAUAUGGCCUAUUUAUUUAUUUAUAGGCCUGAUCGCAGGUUAGGUCACCUGAAACUUUUCCGCCCAAAAUUGGAGAGGAGGGGGUGGGGUGCGGGUAAAAUGGACCAUUAUGGUUUAAUUUCACGCGUUUUUGGCGCCCUCAGUACCAGUGUGCACCCGUGAAAUCCCUCGUAGAGGGAUGCCCUCCGCUCCCUCUGCAAGCACGCCACUGGUGAGAAAAAUGCAAUUACCUAAAAAUAUAAGUAAAAUUCGACGCUUUGGAAAUUAUAGAUAUCCAAUCAUGGCCUUUCGCUCGAAACGCCAAAGUGGUAUUUCUCUCACACAGGCGUUAAUCGUUCGAGAUUUUAUCAAUAGAGAGAUUAAAAUAUCCCGGUUCUGUUUUACGGGUACGCAUUGUGUCAUUUUGUUUACCAAUUAUGCUGAUGUCAGCAUAUUCACAAUAAUUUCUACCCGUUUCCCCGCGGUAAACCAUGAUCUCCACAUAAGACAAACGGGAAUGGGUGUUUACUAUUUCUAGGGCAUUUAAAUAGUAAAAUAGUAACUAAAUGAAUCAAUGCACAUUUGCUCGUAAAAUUGUUCCCAAAUUUAUGGUGAACCUCUACAGCAAAAGCUAGUAUAUAUAUCCUCGGAUCGGCUUUCGUACCUGGGAAUAUUUUGGAUUUCUUAAGUAGUACUGUGUACGUGUAUGCACCCGCACCCGUAAACAGGAACUGGGGUACUUUAACCUCUCUAAUUCUAUUUCAUUUUCCAGAUACGAAAAAAUCUCUCUCUUUAACCGGUGAUCUGACCCAGGUGAACAUUUGGGAUACAUAUCCUAUCUUCCGUAUUCAGCGUAUAUCUACAAACUCAGCUUGUGGCGGUGGUAAUGUUGUGCAAUGGAAAGACUUCCUCAACGCAAUAUCAGUGAGAGAUGUCCAGUUAUAUUCUUGUGACGACUGCCCCAAACGCGUGGGCUUUAAAUUUGAUAAGAAGAAACAAAAUAAUUUGGUUUGAAAUAAUUACUGCAUAAAGUUAGUUGUAGAAUAUAUAAAACUUAAAAGUGCUUACGUCACGCAAUUUUUAAGACAGAAGACUUCAGGAAUGAACGGUGCAUUGUGGGAUACUUUUGGUUCAGUGACUCAUUCUUUGAAAAUUACGUGAAGUAAGCACUUUUUUAAUUAAGCACACAAUUUCGGGAGUAAUAACCAUCUUUAUUUACCAUCUUUAACAAAUGAAAUGAUACAACUAUUAUAAAUUGUUACAAUAAAAUAACAUUCCCAUAAUAAUUACCAUAAUAUAUACUGUAUCGUGUUCUAUUAUAUUAGAGAGGUUUGGAUUUGAGUUCCUCUACCGCUACCGUUACCAUAAAGGAACCAUUAACCAAUCAGAUGCGUUUGAUAUAUCUGAUCAACCAAUCAGAUGCGUGCUUACUAAACCAGUGAGAGGUAGUGUUAGCGACAGUGGAAGUCAAAUCUGAACCUUUAUGCUAGCACUGAAGGUACACAAAUUAUGAACUGGAAUAAUACAGAGACAGCUUCUUAUCCACAGCAGGAACUGCUGGGUCCUAAUCGGGCAAUUAAAACUGUUGCUUGACAAUUAAGUGUCUCACUAACAACCAUGCGGUGCGUUUUGGGUUGCAAAUUUGAUUUCCUUUAUAUUUUUAUCAUGAGUUACCUUUAUCAUAAAAAGUUUCAAGCCAACAUUAAAAUUUUUGAAUAUUAAAUUUUUUUCG